This is a messenger RNA of Aphidius gifuensis, 1015 nucleotides long. It is a transcript of the gene Pex11c, whose product is annotated as peroxisomal membrane protein 11C. The record is from RefSeq and is a predicted model, not a curated record. Gene Ontology annotation, cellular component: peroxisomal membrane. Gene Ontology annotation, biological process: peroxisome fission. The transcript is spliced from 3 exons. Lineage: Eukaryota; Metazoa; Arthropoda; Insecta; Hymenoptera; Braconidae. Bases 341 to 1015 code for a protein of 224 amino acids.
AAAUGUUUUUAUUAACCAUAUAAAAUUGAGAUUGAUAAUAAAUAUUAAUAUUAAUUGGAUGCAUACUAACAAAAAAAAAUUUUUGUGUGCAAUAUUGAAAUGAAUAAAUAUUAUAGAAUAAUUGUUUUUAUCAAUAUAUAAUUGGUUUUUAUUGGAAUAUAUUGCAUAAGAUUAAUUAAUAAUGGAAAAAAUAAAUUGUUAACACAAAAAAAAUGAUCAUGAAAAUUUCAAACUUUUGGUUUUUUGGGGUUGGUAGGACAAAAUCUCCAAUGUAAAAAGCAUAGGAUUUUAUUUAGGACACGCCCACAAAAUCUAGCUGAAAAUGUACCUUAAAUAAAAAAUGGAGUUAAUUACAGAUUAUCUUGAAACAUAUGAAGGACGUGAUAAAUUUUUAAGAACAUUGUCAUAUACGUCAAAGUUAUUAACAAUCAUACCAAGAUCACAGGAAAAUGUAAACAAAAUAAAAUAUUUUAGCAGUCAAAUGAGUGAUUGUCGUGUUAUGUUGAGACUGUUUGAUGAUAUUCCAACAAUAUACUAUGCAUAUUCAUAUUGGAAUGGCAAACAGGAGUCAGAUAGUUUAUUGAGGUGGUUAAAUAUUGUACAAAAUAUAUUGGAUAUUGUUUAUUCACCAAUUGAAACAGUUUGUUGGCUUGGUGAACAUAAAUUAUUAAAAAUUAAUAUUGACAAAUGGGACAAUGUGUCAACAUGGUUUUGGAUUAUAUCAUUGUAUAUUUCUCUGGUGAAAGCUAUGAGAAAACGUCAUCAUUAUUGUAAACUAAAAUGCAAUAAACAAUCAUUAAAUAAAGCUGAGGUGGAACGUGUUGAUGAAAAAAUAAAUAAUGAAACGUUGACUUGUGUUAGAAUGUUGCUGGAUAUCACCUAUGCAAUAAGUUAUUUACCAGAUGGUAUAUUAUGGGCAGGAAAAUUUAAGACAUGGCAUGUUGGAGCACUUGGUAGUUUAUCUUCCAUAAUAAGUUUGUACCAAGUUUUUAAAAAACAAGCUUCAGAUAAAUGA